Molecule: messenger RNA, 681 nt
Organism: Phragmites australis (common reed)
Lineage: Eukaryota; Viridiplantae; Streptophyta; Magnoliopsida; Poales; Poaceae
Product: putative cell wall protein
Exons: 1
Coding region: 89-433 (114 amino acids)
Source: RefSeq, a predicted model, not a curated record
ACGACGGAAGCAACAGCAACCUACGAUAAGAUAGCUCAGGUAGUCGCGAUCAGCUAGCAAGGUAAGCUAGAUCGAUCGAGUGAUCGGCAUGGCCAAGUCGUCAUCGGCACUGCUCGUCCUGGUCGUUCUGGCCGCGGCGGUCCAGCUGGGCUUCGCGGCGCGUCCCGUCCCGGUGCCGGCCGCGCAGCAGGCUGCCUCGGCGGCGUCUGAGGAGGUGAAGCGGCCGGACACGCUGCAGGAGGGGACGGUGCUGAUCCCGGGGAUCGGCCGCUACGAGAUCGGCAGCCACUACAUCCCCGACAUCACGGGGCUGGACCACAGCAUCCCCGCCGCCGCCAACGGGAAGUUCCUCCCCGGCGCCGACGACACCUGGGUGCCCAACCCCGGCUUCGAGAUCCCCAACCCCUUCCGCCCCGGCUCCUCCGCUCCCUGAAAACAUGCAUGCUGCCGGCGAAGGUGGUGCUCGAUCGUCGACGCGCGCCGCCCAGAAUAAUACUAUUCCAUCUUCGCCAUGCUUUGCACCGCAUGCAUUUGUGUGGUCCGUCCACGGUGGUCACCUCUCUGUUUUGUGCUUGAGUUGAGUGUGCACGAGAUGCGUACGUAGGAUGCAUCAGAGAUAUUGUUAGCAGUUUGUUGCUUCCAUCGCAAGUCCAAUAAGACAAUGAAUGGUAAAGUUUGUUC